Messenger RNA from Ceutorhynchus assimilis (cabbage seed weevil), 6426 nucleotides. The record is from the annotation of a GenBank genome assembly. Lineage: Eukaryota; Metazoa; Arthropoda; Insecta; Coleoptera; Curculionidae.
AUGGAACCAUGGAUGUUUAAAGAUAUUAUCGUUGACCUGGAUCCCAUAAUAGAAGAAAAGGGUGGGGGUGGGGCAUCCCCAAGCAUCCUAGUAGAUGCGGCUAAAGAUGAAAAUGUUAAUUCAUAUUCUCCUAAAGACAUGAGUGUUUGUGAUGAAAACAAUACUACUGCGCCAAUCCAGCCAGUAGUGUCAUCUGUGUCUACAAGCGCGAACAUUUUAGAGGUAGUUGCCUCCCCACCCCCCAUCCAAACUGCUGUAAACCCAGUUGGUUUACAUGUGGAAACCGCAACUACUAAUGAGACUAAAUCAUCAGAACCCCAACCGGGAAAUAAAACUAUCACUAAAUUAGUACUAACUAAUUCUACCGGCAAGACCUCAGUUUUGCAAUCAGUGGUUAAUGUCAACAGUCCACUAAUCACUGUUCUUAACUCAUCCGGGCCACUCACAGUGGUAAAAUGCGUAUGUGUCACAUCUGUAGUGUCCAGUGCACCUCAUUACACACUAGUAAAUUCUGCUGCUUCUAUAAAUCCCACAAAUGCAGCGGGGAAGCCACCUACCAUCACCGUUUUGAACCGUGGACCCUUGACUAGUCCAUUGAAAGGUGUAAAGAAUGUAAAUACUCAGCAAGGGACUGAAAAAUUGUCUCUAGAUAUCCAUCCUAUUGCAUCAAGUAAUGUACAAACUUCACCAGGUUCAAUUGAAAACAGAGGACAAAACGUUUUAAUUAAAAAUACACACUCAGACUCGAGCAUUUCUGAUACUAUUCAACAGGCUCCUAAGUUGCCCACAGUAACCAGCCUUUCACCGAGUAAUGUUCUGACCAACACUGCUACAAUUGGGAAGCCUAACACUGCAAAUGGACAAAAAAACAAGGUGAAAAUAUUCAGUAAUAUUCAAAUAGCAAAUGAAGGUGCAGCUCAGACAAAUUUUCAAUCAAAUAAACCUCCCAAUGUGCCACUACCAAGGUACAAUAUUGCAUCACGACAAAAAUUGGUUUCAGUAGAUGAUGCUUCUCACAAAUAUUCCAAACCAUCCAAUGUUCUAAAACCAAUAGUAACACCCACAAUUAAAUCACCUCAAGAUAAGCCAGCGAGGUUGUUACAACCGCCAAUACACAGAGGUAUAAUAAAAAGCAUACCAGGAAGUCAGAGUUUCAUACAGAAACCACAACAACAUGGAAUUAAAAUAUUGUCGCCUCUACAGAGAAGUGUUGCAAAUUUCCAUUCAAAUAUAGCACCGAGCACAAUACCAGCUCAAAGGACACAAAAGGUACAAACAAGACCUAAUUAUAUCGGAAAACAUGCUGUACAAGCUCUAAAACUAAAACAUCUGCCUGGAAAAUUGAAAGCGCCUCUAAGGCCAGCACCCAGUAUGUUUGGGAACUAUCAUAUGCCACCCAUACAACCUGAAAAACAGUUGACAUUUAAUCAGGCUUUAACUGCUCAGAUCAUUGAAACUUUAAGUAAUAGCAGCAGCAGCAGCUCUCCACCAGUUUCCAAUAAAUAUGAAGUAAGCCCAGCAAGAUAUGACAGUGCUUUUAACUGUCCAGAUAAACAGGUUGCGGGAACACCAAAAACUGAAGCGGAGGCGGUGGGGCCAACUCUUUCUCCACUCUAUCUAUGUAAAGUUGUUCUUUUGGAUCACAAUUACUAUGCUAGUUUGCCCUCGAGUUUGCCUGACCCUGACCUUGACACCCAAGAUACACAGGCUCAAGCUAAUGGCAUUCCUCCAUCAAGUUUCUAUAACACAUCACCACCAAAUAAGAGACGAUUUAUCAUGCCACCUACAAGUGCUCUGCCUACGGCGAGCAUUUCUACUGUAACCACAAGUCACCCGACCAUAUCUUUUCCUGAAGAUGUGAGUCAGAGUAAUGAUGAUGAUAAUUUUUCCGAUGUUUCUGACAUGUCAGAUGGGAAACGUGACACAGAAGAUGGUGAAGAAGGUGAAGAAACUGACACAGCUCCUGAGUCGGAAGAUGUGAAAAAUGACGAGCAUUAUGGGGAUUAUGUGACAAGGUGUAUUUGCCGUUUUGUGCAUGACGAUGGUUACAUGGUGGAAUGUGACAAAUGUAAAGUUUGGCAGCAUGUUCAAUGUGUCGUUAAAAAUCGUCAAAUCCCUGAUGAGUAUCUGUGUGAACUUUGCGAUCCUUCAAAGCCUGUGGAUCGCCAAAAAGCACGUUCACUUCAGGAGCAAUGGAUUCGUGAGAGGCAGCCUGUUGAAACAAAAAUUCGUAAAGAAGCCAAGCUCAAAGAAAAUUUGAGGCAGAAAGAAAGUAGUGAUUCUUCAGAUUCUUCUGAUGAUGAAAGGAUGGUGCGCAAUAAUAAUAUUAUUGCCAAGAACCGCACAGCUCCACGAGUUCGAAGAAGGUCUGAAAGUUCUAAGGUGAACAAGAAAGAAGGAAAAGAACCUGUACAAAGGCGACAGAAGCGCAAAGAAAAGAAAAUUAUUAAGAGAAAAUUCAAAUUUCCAAAACCAACUCAAUUUGCCAGUGAUGAUGAAACCCCUGAAACGUGGACUGCUCAUUUGCCCCAGCUAAGGCAGUGGAUUGAAAAAUAUGAAGAAGCUGUGACAAAUCAUUAUUCUCCAGAAUUGAGAGCUCGCAUAUCAAGCAUAAGAGUUAAUGGAGCAACUGCUGCUGAUUCUACCAUUACUUAUGAGGAAAAUGUCUUUAAUUGUCGCAUCCAUACACAGCCUCUCACAGAAAUUAAAUAUUUGGUCAGUACAGUGCAGCUAGAACCUAGUACUCCUGUCAUUGAACUGCGAGGAAAAUAUAUGCUUUCAACACAACACCGAAAUGCAGGAGGAUCCCUCACAACAAGGCAGCACAGUCAAAGACCAGGACCGUUCCUAUUUUUUUAUAGGCUUCAGAAAGACAAUACUGAAGUUUGUGUCGACACAAGGACAUAUGGGAAUAGCGCAAGGUUUAUAAGGCGCUCUUGCAAACCAAACGCGGAAUUACAGCAUUGUAUAGAUAAAGGAGUAUUGCACUUGUAUAUAGUAACUAUUGCUCCCGUCCCAAAAAAUUGCGAGCUGACUUUGAAACAUGAAUCUCACGAUUUGGCCUCUAUUGGUACAACACAGAUAGCAUGCGCUUGUGGCCGCCCUGAUGAAUGUACAGUUAAUGAAACUUCAAUUAAGAAUAAUGGGGAAUCACCAGAAGUGCCGAAGAAAAAACGAGGAAGACGGGCGAAUGCUUCAAAUAUUCCUGCUCCACUACCUACCGACAAAGUUACAUUUGUGGCUGAAGUUUUAGAAGAGAUUGACCUAUAUCAAUUCAAGGAGGAAGUCAAGACAGAAGUCAAGGAAGACAUCAAGGCAGAAGAGAAGGUAGAAGGUGACGUAGAAUCUAAAGAAAACGUGAAAGAAUCUUGUGACGAAAUCGAGCUACCAGAGUGUAAAGUUGAAAUAAAAGAAGAACUACUAGAACCUCCUGAAGACAUGAAGCCAGAGGCUGAUGUAAAAAUAAAAGCUGAGCCUCAGGAGGAACUUUCUGAAGUUGAAGAAGAAAAACAGAGAUCUCCCUCUCCUCUGCCGCCACCAAAACCACCAUUACAAAAUAAAGCUGAAGGAAAAAAGGAGAAGGAAAAUAUUGAAGGUAAAAAGGAGAAGGAAAAAGAAAAAAGGGAAACCAAAAAGGAGAAGGAGAAAGUUGAAGGCAGAAAGGAGAAGGACAAAAGGGAGAAGGAGAAAAUUGAGGCAAAAAAGGAGAAGGAAAAAACUGAGUUGAAAAAGGAGAAGCAGAAGAUGGAACAUAAAAGGGAAAAAGAAAAGCGUCCUAAAGAGGAGAAGGUUAAGAAACCAUCUUCUACGCAAGUUUCUACAAGAAGAACUUCCCAUCAUAAACCUGAGAAAGAAGAGAGCAAAGAGCCAGAGAAAAAACAAACUCUGCCAAAAUCAAAAAAGUUGAGUAGAGAAGAAAGAAAGUUGGAAGCCAUACUAAAAGCCAUAGAGCAAAUGGAAAAGGCCGACCAAAAGAAGCAAGAACACCAGGCUAAGCAGGCUCAUAGACGAGAAUCUGAACCUGGUCCUGGAAAGGAUGAAGAAAAGCCAGAAAAGGUCAUAAGGCGCAGAAGAAGAGGCAGGGCUAGAACCACAAGUACAAACGCGCAAACCAGACGAACCCGACUAAAUUCGUCAGAAUCUUACAUGACAUCAGGGGAUGAAAAUCUUUUGUCUCCAAAUGAAGCUGCAUCACCGGUAAAACCUCCCAAAGACGAAAAUAGCGACGGCAAGGUAGCCGGGCUUCUAUUGGCUAUUUCUUCCAAUGGAGAUUCUGAUAAUAAGAAGGAUAUAAAAUCGUCACCGGCGGGUGAUCACAGUUCCAGCUCUAGUUCUGCACAUUCAUCACCUGAGACUCCCCAACUGUCUUCAGCUUGUUUACUGGUUCAAGCAGCCGUCGAACCUUUGGAAUCAGGCUUCAAGUUUCCAAAAACCAAAAAAGGAUUAAUGAAUGAGUGGUUAAAUAAAACACCAGAUCCAGUUCAGCUGGCCAGUACUAUGUCCCCAGUAUCUCUAGUUCCUCAGUCGCAACAGCAAGGUGAAGAAACUUGUGUCACCAACAAGAAUUCAAGUGCUCCGGCGGCAAGUUCAGGUGAACCGCAUCCACAGCAGCAUGGUGGAAACGCUAAAAAACGUUGGUUAAGACAAGCUAUUAGCGAGGAUCAAACUCAUGAUGAUGCUUCAGGAAUGUGUCGCCCAGAGUCCCCAACCAUUUGCGAUGCGGUAGCACCUCCGAAGAAGCGCAAACUUCCUAGAGAAUCUUUGUCCAACUCUCCCCCGACUACACCAACCAGGACCGGCUCGACAAAAUGUGUAGACACACCAAGAAUAUGUCAAGAAGGUUCUGUUGAGAUUGUAAGUGGUAUCGAAGAGGACGAUAGUCCCUCUCACAUGAUGGAAUCCGACGCAGAACUAAAAGAAAGAGCUGACAAAAUGAAGCUGGAAUUCGGUAAUACCAUGACUCUAGUGACUCCUGAAACACCUCCUCCUGUAACAUCCCCUCCUGUGGCAUCCAAUACUUUCAGUGGAAUAUUAUCAGAUCCAAGAUUGUGUGGAGGAGCUCCUAAGUUUUUAGAGAAGAAACAUCCAGGAUUGUUUGGUGGAUGUUCUAAAUUUUCGGAGGGUGAACAUUUGGUUGGCCCUGUAAGGAAAACCCUUACUCGUUUGGGGAUUGAAAGUUCUAAGCCGCACAUUAGCCUGCCCGUCAAGAGGAAGAGAAAGAAGGUAACCCCAACAGACAAAUCAGACGAUCAAGAUGACAAGAACGAUUCCCCAUCUCCAGAGAAAUACGAAAACAAUUCUUGCGACUCAUUCAAAAACGAAACCAAAACUCGAUCAAGGAGCUCAAGCACUAGUUCAAUUUCCAGUACAGAUGAAGUAUUGAAACCUGAUGCAAUGACAAGGGCUCCAGUUUUUAACUCAGAACCAACCGAACUGGAAAGACAAAGAGAAACUUGCAGUUUUAGGUUGAAGAAAGUUUUUGGGUUUAACAUUGAUGAAGAAUCUCGGAAGCAACCAGUAAUAGAUAUGGCUUCUAUCAUCAAAUGCGAUAGCGACCCAAAGCCUAAAUCAGCGUUUUCGCACACAAUUGCUUCUAUCCUGGAGUCAUCUAUGUCCCCCAAGUCAAAAGCGCCAGCAGAAGCAGCUCGUAGGGUUGCUAGCCCGCCUAUUUUGACUUCAUCAGUAAUGGCUUUAAUGUUGAAAAAAUGUGAUGAAGAAAUCGCGGAAAGAUUAAAGGAGCGUAACAAGCAACUAAGUCAGGCAAAUGAAAGGGAGGAGGAAAAGAUGGAUGUUGAUAUGCCAACAAAAGAAUUAUUUAAAAGAGAAACAGUAAUUGCAGGAAUGAAUGAAGAUAUUGUAACAAACAAACGUGACGGCGAGAAAGGAGAGGAACAAAAUGUGUUUUAUACGCCGGAUGAAUAUGAGGAUCGUGAGGCGAUGGCUUGUGGCAAGCUGGAAAACCCAAAUUUUGUACCUCCAUUCACCAGUCCGGUAUGUCGCAGCACUUCAGCGAUUGAUAAACACGAUGAUUCUCGUUAUCAAAGCCGCAACCCAUCUCCGCCACCCAAUUUAGAGGCAACUACAUUUGAGAACUCUUAAUAAAAUUGGAAUUCAUUUUGAGUGCAAUCACCAAUAUAAGUUAUUAUCCCUAGUUUAGCAUGUUUUAUAUACUUAUUAAGCAUACAACUAAAAAUUUGUUUAUUAUUGUAUUGUGUUUUUAAAGAUUUAUAUUUUGAUUAGUACUAAGGUCUUAUUAAGGUAUUUGGAACAUUAGGUACAGUGUCCUUAUAAUUAGUGCGGCUUCUACAGCCUAAACAAAAAAUAAAAUAAAAUACAAAAGUUGUGGAAUUUAAAUGUCAAAAUGGGCAAAUGACAGGUGCCAACUGUCAUUAUAACAAACACUUGCAUUUUUUCAAAUGGAACAUU